AUGAGUGCGCUGGUGUUCAGUAAGCUGGAUGAGCGUCUGAGUUUCGAGGACAGUGGAAAAGCCGUGGAGAGGAAGAGUUUGAGUUAUUUAGAGGUGAUUCAUGGACAGCGUGUCGACUCGCUUCCUAAAAGGAUGGAUGGAGCCCUGCAGCACCAGCGACAGGGGGGAGGGAAGGUGAGGCACAAGCGCCAGGCUCUGCAGGACAUGGCCAGACCCCUCAAACAGUGGCUGUACAAACACAGGGACAACCCGUACCCCACCAAAACCGAGAAGAUCCUGCUAGCACUCGGCUCCCACAUGACCCUGGUUCAGGUAUCAAACUGGUUCGCUAACGCCCGGCGCAGACUGAAGAACACGGUCCGGCAGCCCGACCUGAGCUGGGCGCUGCGCAUCAAACUCUACAACAAGUACGUCCAGGGUAACGCCGAGAGACUGAGCAUCAGCAGCGAUGAGUCCGCCUCCGAGGACGGCGAGAUUCCGCUCCAGACGCAGCCCAGCGAGUCCGAGUCCAGCCAACAGACGCACAAGAGCGCGAUUCAGGAGGGCCGGGGCCUCGACUACGUCUCUCCCCCCAAAUACAAGAGCAGCUUACUGAACCGCUACCUCAACGACUCGCUGCACCACGUCAUGGCGUCCAGCGCGGACUCUCGCAAGAGGAACCACUCGGACUCCUUCAGCUCCAACGAGUACGAGGACGAGCUCCUGUCUCCAUCGCUGUCUGAGACCGAGGCCAAUUUUACCUACCGGACAGACUCGCUGGACUGUGGUUCCACACUGCAUGAUGGCUGCGUUCCCAAAGCCGGAGUUCAGGGUAAAGACGCCACGUACUGGAAGGAGAUUCACGCUGCCAUGGCACUGACUAACCUGGCACAGAGUGAGGAGGGCAGCACGGCGGGCACCACCAGCCGCAUCAUUCAGAAAUCCUCCCACAUAGCCGAGAUAAAGACGGUCAAGGUGCCGAUCGAUUCCCGCCAUUAGCGCCGCAGGUCCCGACAGGGCAGAUUCGGAUUAUCGGACGAUUUAGUUUGAAAAUAAAAAUCAGCUGCAGUAUUUUUGUACAGACUUGAUUGGCCAGUGCU
Molecule: messenger RNA, 1079 nt
Organism: Trichomycterus rosablanca
Lineage: Eukaryota; Metazoa; Chordata; Actinopteri; Siluriformes; Trichomycteridae
Gene: mkxb
Product: mohawk homeobox b
Exons: 6
Coding region: 1-978 (325 amino acids)
Biological process (GO): cell development; regulation of transcription by RNA polymerase II; muscle organ development
Cellular component (GO): nucleus
Molecular function (GO): RNA polymerase II cis-regulatory region sequence-specific DNA binding; DNA-binding transcription factor activity, RNA polymerase II-specific
Source: RefSeq, a predicted model, not a curated record